AUGGGUGAGAGACAAUGGGAGUGUAAGGAGAGGGUGGGUGAGAGACAAUGGGAGUGUAAGGAGAGGGUGGGUGAGAGACAAUGGGAGUGUAAGGAGAGGGUGGGUGAGAGACAAUGGGAGUGUAAGGAGAGGGUGGGUGAGAGACAAUGGGAGUGUAAGGAGAGGGUGGGUGAGAGACAAUGGGAGUGUAAGGAGAGGGUGGGUGAGAGACAAUGGGAGUGUAAGGAGAGGGUGGGUGAGAGACAAUGGGAGUGUAAGGAGAGGGUGGGUGAGAGACAAUGGGAGUGUAAGGAGAGGGUGGGUGAGAGACAAUGGGAGUGUAAGGAGAGGGUGGGUGAGAGACAAUGGGAGUGUAAGGAGAGGGUGGGUGAGAGACAAUGGGAGUGUAAGGAGAGGGUGGGUGAGAGACAAUGGGAGUGUAAGGAGAGGGUGGGUGAGAGACAAUGGGAGUGUAAGGAGAGGGUGGGUGAGAGACAAUGGGAGUGUAAGGAGAGGGUGGGUGAGAGACAAUGGGAGUGUAAGGAGAGGGUGGGUGGGUGA
This is a messenger RNA of Oncorhynchus nerka (sockeye salmon), 540 nucleotides long. Its product is annotated as golgin subfamily A member 6-like protein 2. The transcript has a single exon. NCBI's taxonomy places the organism in Eukaryota, Metazoa, Chordata, Actinopteri, Salmoniformes, Salmonidae. Bases 1 to 540 code for a protein of 179 amino acids. The record is from RefSeq and is a predicted model, not a curated record.